AUGACACAUGCUAGAAAAUGAGUUCCUCAUGUGCAAUGUGUCACCCCAUGUAUUUCAUAACUGUUAAAUAUAUAAAUAUAAAGUAAAGUUUUAUCUUGUAACAAAAAAAAAAGUUUUAUCUUUCCUUUCAUUGCAUGUAGACAAUUUAGCAUAGAUAAGAAUUAUGCGGUAGGUGGGGGAAGAAGCCUUGAUCCUAAACUCAUGUCAUAGUUGCAGUUACAGUAAUCACUUUUCAAGUUUCCAUCUUCAAUCUCUCAUGAAUCAUGGCCUAUUACAACUCUUCCUAUUCUGGAUCUGAUUAUUAUGGUGAGAACAAUUUCAACUCUUAUGCUUUCAAUUAUAAUUAUCCUCAAGUUCCAUCUUUUAUGACUUACAACAAUAGCUAUGACUACAAUCAACAAAAUUAUGCCUAUGAUUCAAGUUCAUAUUCAUAUUUUUCUCCUAAUAAUAAUUACCAUGAUCAUAGUUAUAAUAACCAAACCAUAGCAUAUUCUACCACAACUUUUAGUGACCCAAAAUAUCUUGUGUAUGAUCCCAAUUAUGGUAUGACUCAACUUGUGCUAUCUUAUUCUACCUUGGAAUUCAAUGAACCUGCAUUUGAUGAAUAUGAUCCAACACCUUAUGGUGGUGGAUACGACAUUGAUAAAACCUAUGGUAAGCCUCUAUCACCUUCUGAUCAAAUUUGUUAUCCUCGUUCUGGCACAACUCCAAUUCCUGUUCCAAUUCCAAUUACUGUUCCUCUUCCUGUGGAAGAGAAAAAACAUGAUGAGAAAGUAAUCAUACCUCAAAAUGUAACCAAUGACCAAGUUGCUGUAGAGAAACCACAGUUACAAGAUAGUACUAUAAAAGAAACUAGUGCAGCUUAUGAAGGCAAAGAAUCCGAAGAUAGUGAAGAUUAUAGUGAGGAAAAUGAUGACGACGAAGAUGAUUACAAUUCAGGGUCUAGUUAUGGAGGUGGGUUUGUUGAGAAUGAGAUUAAGAAGGAAGUGGAAGUAGUGGCUGCUCCUCCUCAAUAUCCUAGUGGAUAUGGAUUGGAAGCUAUGGAUAUAUGUGAAAGUUUGUUCGGAUAUUGGCCUUGUUUGGCAAAAAUGAAGAGAGAAAAUUGUUGUGGAGUUGUUCAUAGAGGAAAUAAUUGUGAGGAGAAUAUGUGGAAAGGAACUGCAGAUUAUCUGUUUGGAAAUCCAUAUCCAUAUGAUGGGAGAAGGGAUGAUGAUUAUGGAGGAGGAUAUGGCUAUGAAAGGUAUUGAUUACACUGUUGAAUCUUUGGUGACACAAAUAAAACAAAUUGUUUUGUUAUGUAAUGGAAGAAGUUGAAGAUGUAAAGCUUGUUUUUGUUGUAAUAAUAAAUAUAACAAUUUGAUUGAAAGAUGUGAAAAGAAGAAAUUUUCAUGUUUACAUGUU
Trifolium pratense (red clover) is the source of this 1401-nucleotide messenger RNA. RefSeq lists its product as uncharacterized. The transcript has a single exon. NCBI's taxonomy places the organism in Eukaryota, Viridiplantae, Streptophyta, Magnoliopsida, Fabales, Fabaceae. Gene Ontology annotation, biological process: protein phosphorylation. The record is from RefSeq and is a predicted model, not a curated record. The coding region runs from base 264 to 1247 and encodes 327 amino acids. Gene Ontology annotation, molecular function: phosphatidic acid binding; protein serine/threonine kinase activity.